Messenger RNA from Dermacentor andersoni, 1097 nucleotides. RefSeq lists its product as uncharacterized. The record is from RefSeq and is a predicted model, not a curated record. Lineage: Eukaryota; Metazoa; Arthropoda; Arachnida; Ixodida; Ixodidae.
CACAUAGUCGGCGCCUGAAAAGAUGUUGACGCCUGCCGGUGCGUUCUUCUUGUGCGCCUGGAGCCGGGAGAGGGUAGGGGACGGAGCGAAAAUUGGGGAGCGAAAUAAAGAAACCGUCUGUGGCAUUCGGGUCAGGUAGCACUCAAGUGGAAGGAACCGGCAAGAGGCGGGCGCGUAGGUGGUGAUUGUUUGGGGGAGCUUUUGCCGAGAAGAAGCGUUCAGUGGCCGCUGAUCGGCGCAGAUUCACACGGUUUCUAUGACGCUGCGCUUUUCGUUCGCGUGAAAUGGACAUUUCCAGCUUGCGGAUUUUCACCUGCUAUGGACAUCCACAUUUACAAUUUCAUCCGAGGCCCUUGGUGAAGAAGAAACAGAGGAAGAAGACGGAUCGCCUACUGGUUGCAUCGGAGCCAAGAUGAAGAACUUCAGCGUACAAGAGGCGUACUGGAUGCUGCCGCCGACACUGGGUAUCAAGAGGAGACCAGUGUUCAGCCUCGGCUUCCACGACUAUGUGCACAGACCCCACGGGCUGUUCGACUGCUUCGAGAUCCUGGGCGGAGUGACCGUGUACAUGAUGAUGUCCUCGACGCCGUGGAUGGCAUCUCGGGCGACGCGCUUCCUGUAUGCGUGCUCCCUCACGUGUAGCCUCUGCGGCAUCCACAUGAUCGUCUCCAGCAUGCUGAGCCCCACUUCCGCCUUCUACCUGCCGCGCACCUUCUACUACGUCCUCUUCCAAGGCGCCGGCGCCGGCUGCUACGUGAUCAGCUGCAUCUCGAUCAUGCAGGAGGUCCAAAAGAUGUCCUCGCUUUGUAUCGUCGGACUGAGCACGGGAGGCCUGCACGCUCUGCACUUCACGUACGCCUUCUACAAAAUGUACAUCGAACCGAGGGGCUACGGCUGGUUCUGAGAACCUCACUUCCUCAGCCGUAAAGCCGAAGGUCGCGAAAAAAAAAGAGCAGCCGGGCGUUCUCAAAAUUAAGGUGUCUGUGUGUAUUUCUUUCAGCGUAUUUGGGCGUAUGUGCUUGUCAAAAUUGAAAGCUUGAUAGGGCCACUGUAACACUGCCCUUGUAUUUGCUCUCAUUCAAUGAAAAAUAAAUGGA